AUGGACAAUGAAUUUGGAGAAGAUGCAGACUUCAGCUCGUUGCUGAACAACAAACAGAACGCACCUCCUCAAUCCUCCACGUCAACAGCAGCCCCUUCCCGCCAACAACCACAACCACCGAAGAAAGUCCAACAACCCAAGCCACAAGCUCUCCCAACCAGAAACAGCCCAUCUGCAAUCCUCGUCUCCUCCCGGCAGAAAGGCAACCCAAUCCUCAACCAUGUCAAGCUUCUUCCCUGGGAAUUCGCAGAUAUCCCAGCCGACUACGUCCUCGGGAACACCACCUGCGCUCUUUUCCUCUCCCUGAAAUACCACCGUCUGCAUCCGGAAUACAUCUAUUCCCGGAUCCGAUUACUCGGACAUAAAUACAAUCUCCGCAUUAUCCUGAUCAUGGUCGAUAUUCCGAACCACGAGGAGAGCCUGAAAGAGCUUUCGAAGACGUCGAUUAUCAACAAUCUUACAUUGAUACUUUGUUGGUCUGCGCCCGAGGCGGCGCAUUACCUAGAGCUAUUCAAAUCAUCUGAGAAUGCACAACCGACUGCUAUCCGUACCCAGCAGGCGCAGUCUUAUAAGGAAUCGCUUGUUGAGUUUGUCACAACUCCGCGAAAUAUUAACAAGUCGGACGCGGCGAGUCUGAUAUCGACCUUUGGCAGCUUGCAGAAUGCCAUCAAUGCGCAGCCGGAGCAAAUUAGCUCUGUGCCAGGGUGGGGGGAGAGAAAAGUUCGACAAUGGUGCAAUGCUGUCCGGGAAGAUUUCAGGGUCGAAAGGGCGAAGGGGAAGAAAGCGCCUGAGAGGCAAACCCUGGAUUCGACUGCAAGUGCGAAUACGAAUGCUGCUAGUAUUUCUCACAAAGAUGACGAGGAGGCCAUGAUUCUGGCAGAAGCGGAAGAUUCCAGUCGCAUCCAAGGAGGUCAACCCGAAGAAAUGAGCGAAGGCAUAAUGUCUGCGCUGGCAAAAUUAAGGAAUAGUGGUGGCCAAACAUGA
Messenger RNA from Monascus purpureus, 984 nucleotides. NCBI's taxonomy places the organism in Eukaryota, Fungi, Ascomycota, Eurotiomycetes, Eurotiales, Aspergillaceae. The record is from the annotation of a GenBank genome assembly.